Molecule: messenger RNA, 777 nt
Organism: Arabis nemorensis
Lineage: Eukaryota; Viridiplantae; Streptophyta; Magnoliopsida; Brassicales; Brassicaceae
Source: the annotation of a GenBank genome assembly
AUGGUAAUGGCGAUAUGGUUCGUGCCAAUGAGUUACGGUCAUGGAGCCGACUCACCGGUGAUUGGUUAUGCAGCCGACUCACCUGGACCCAACUCGCUCGACACUGCUUGGUAUGACGCACGAGCCACAUUUUAUGGUGACGUCCAUGGUGGAGGCACUCAACAGGGAGCAUGUGGAUAUGGUGAUCUAAACAAACAAGGCUAUGGUCUAGCGACCGCCGCAUUGAGCACGGCAUUGUUCAACAACGGGUACACGUGCGGAGCCUGUUACCAGAUCGUGUGCGCGCAUGAUCCGCAAUGGUGUUUACCCGGAUCCAUCAAGAUCACAGCUACAAAUUUCUGUCCACCAAAUUACACUAAGACCUUAGGCGUUUGGUGCAACCCACCACAAAAACACUUUGAUCUCUCCCUUCCAAUGUUCCUCAAGAUCGCCAAGUACAAAGCCGGGGUUGUCCCGGUUAAGUAUAGACGUGUUCGUUGUGCGAAAACCGGGGGUGUCAAGUUUGAACUCAAAGGAAAUCCUCAUUUUUUUAUGAUUUUGCCGUACAAUGUAGGAGGAGCUGGAGAUAUUAACGCCAUGCAAGUUAAAGGAAGCAAGACAGGGUGGAUAACAAUGAAGAAGAAUUGGGGACAAAACUGGACCACCGGUGUUGUGUUAACCGGACAAGGUUUAUCGUUCAAGAUUAUGACAAGCGAUGGGAUUGUAAAAUAUUUCAUGAAUGUGACACCAUCGAAUUGGGGGUUUGGUCAGACUUUUGAUGGGAGGAUUAACUUUUAG